Messenger RNA from Cuscuta campestris, 1333 nucleotides. Lineage: Eukaryota; Viridiplantae; Streptophyta; Magnoliopsida; Solanales; Convolvulaceae. The record is from the annotation of a GenBank genome assembly.
ACCAAAUGUCCAACUCAUCUAAUUUUCCUUUUAUUACUCGUACGAUUUUAAAGUCAAAGCCAUCAUUUCAUUUUUCUCAAUUAACCAAACUACAAUAAUGUCCCAAUCUUCUUCUACCACUUUCUUCUUCUCCAUCUUCCUCACUUUCCAUUUACUCGCCAAAGCACCCAUCUCCAUGGCCAAUUCGGGUUUACCCGAUCCGAAACCGGAUCCUGUUCAGACCCAGUCAUUCUUACCCGCCACCGCCACAUCAACGAUCCCAGCGUUCCCGGAGCAGAGUGACGCCGGCACCUGCCCGCUGGACCUCCCGGAGGAUCUCUUCCGCGGGAUCCGAUCAGCCUGCGGGUCGGGCCGUCUCCGGAGGAUCCGGUGCUGCCCGGUUCUCGAAGCCUGGCUCUACUCCGCGUACUCAACAACCGCCCUCCGCCGGGCCAAGGCAAAGCCUCCGACGGCGCUCGACAUGCCCGUCCUCCCGGACGACUCCGAGACCUGCGUCAGAUCUCUCGAGAACGCCCUCGCGGCGAGAGGGAUUGAAUUGGCGAAACCUAACCAGAGCUGCGAUGUGCUGUACUGUUACUGCGGGAUUCGCCUCCACCAUUUCAGCUGCCCGGAAGCUUUCUCCGUGAAUUCACGCGGGGAACUGGUUGGGGAUGAGAGGGUGAAGAGGCUGGAAAGAGAUUGCUUGAGCGGUGGUUCUGCGAGGGGACAUUCCGGCGCCGCCGGCUGCUCCAACUGCCUGAAUAGUUUGUACAUGCUGAAUCAAUUCAAGGGCAAAAAAAGACCGAAAUUGCACAUGAGGGUUAGCUCUACUACUACUACUACUAUGAAGUAUGGAGCCAGCAACCGAUCGGAUGUGGAGAGGGGGAACAAAAUGCGCGCCAGAGAUUGCCGGGUGAUGGGUCUAACAUGGCUUUUGAACAAAAACCAGAGUGCUUAUAUUCCCACAGUCACCUCAGUUCUGAGGGCUCUCAUGGUGAGCGCCGAUCCCCUGUCGUGCACCCUAGACCACGACGGUAUGCCUCUCGCGGUCGACUCCUCCGAACUCGGCGAUCAAUCUUCGUCCACCGCUCCCCAUUUCCCCACUGGUUUUGCUCUGUUUUUUCUGACUUUUGUGUUGUACUACCUCCGUCCCACUGUCUUUGUCCACAUUUGACUUUAUGAACUGUUCAUCUAAGCACUUUGACUAAUCAAAUUCUUUCAAUGUGUAAGCCUAAAAAUAGUCAUGUGUGAUCUUGUUUGAUUCGUCUUAACAUAUAGACUAUUAAGAUAUAAUUUCUAUAAUUUUUUAAUAUACAAAUUACAAGAUAAAAUGGAUUAAAGAAGUGCAUUGGAU